GCCGCCGGAGACCGGCGGCGCUCAGCGAUGUCUGCCAAGGAGGGGAGCAAGGUGCUGCUGCUGCCGCCUCACGCCACUAGCGAGCGCGCCGUCAAGGCUGUCCCUUUUCCACCAACGCAUCGUUUGACAUCUGAAGAAGUGUUUGACACAGAUGGAAAACCCAGGGUUGACAUUUUGAAGAACCACUUGAUAAAGGAAGGUCGAGUGGAUGAAGAAAUUGCACUUAGAAUCAUCAAUGAGGGUGCUGCAAUAUUACGGAGAGAAAAAACUAUGAUAGAAGUUGAAGCUCCAAUUACAGUGUGUGGUGAUAUACAUGGCCAGUUCUUUGAUCUAAUGAAGCUGUUUGAAGUGGGAGGAUCACCUGCUAACACAAGAUACCUCUUCCUCGGUGACUAUGUAGACAGAGGUUAUUUUAGUAUAGAGUGUGUGCUGUAUUUAUGGGUCCUGAAAAUUCUCUAUCCAAGCACGUUAUUUCUUUUGAGAGGCAACCAUGAAUGCAGACACCUAACAGAGUAUUUUACCUUUAAACAAGAAUGUAAAAUAAAAUACUCUGAAAGAGUCUAUGAUGCUUGCAUGGAAGCUUUUGAUUGCCUCCCUCUUGCUGCUCUCUUAAAUCAACAGUUUCUUUGUGUUCAUGGUGGACUUUCACCAGAAAUUAAUACACUAGAUGACAUUAGGAGAUUAGAUAGAUUCAAAGAACCUCCAGCAUUUGGACCAAUGUGUGACUUACUGUGGUCAGAUCCUUCAGAAGAUUUUGGAAAUGAAAGUUCACCAGAGCACUUCAGUCACAAUACAGUCAGAGGAUGCUCAUACUUUUAUAGCUAUCCAGCAGUUUGUGAAUUUUUGCAAAAUAAUAAUUUGUUGUCAAUCAUUAGAGCACACGAAGCACAAGAUGCAGGUUAUAGAAUGUACAGGAAAAGUCAAACUACAGGGUUUCCAUCAUUAAUAACAAUUUUUUCAGCACCUAAUUACCUGGAUGUCUACAAUAAUAAAGCUGCUGUUUUAAAAUAUGAAAACAAUGUGAUGAAUAUUCGUCAAUUCAAUUGUUCUCCUCAUCCUUACUGGCUACCAAAUUUUAUGGAUGUUUUUACAUGGUCCUUGCCAUUUGUUGGAGAAAAAGUAACAGAAAUGUUGGUGAAUGUUUUGAGCAUUUGUUCUGAUGAUGAACUGAUGACAGAGGGAGAAGAUCAAUUUGACGUAGGUACAGCUGCUGCACGGAAAGAAAUAAUCAGGAACAAAAUUCGUGCAAUUGGCAAGAUGGCAAGAGUCUUCUCUGUUCUCAGGGAGGAGAGUGAAAGUGUGCUGACACUCAAGGGUUUGACUCCCACUGGAAUGUUACCUAGUGGAGUGUUGGCUGGAGGACGACAGACCCUGCAAAGUGAUGCGUUGUAACUGGAAACUGUUCUCAAAGUCUGUGCGCAGAAGUUCAAGUUAACAAAUGGUCUGGAGCUGUCUCUAAUUCUUGCAUUGUUGAAGAGGAAAAAAAGGUAUCCUGCCUCUCAGAAAACUGUAAGUUGUUUCGCUUUGUUUUCCGCUUCCAGGAUUUUAAGUGGGAGGAAGGUUCUGCAUAUCGUUAGCGUUAGUCUGUUCUCAGUGGGGAGGGGGAAAUGCUUGGCAAUAGCUCUGCCAGCCCACGGAUGCAACAGCAAAGCAAAGAGCUGUGGUUUCUGCAGUGCUGCUGUCUGCAGGGAGAAGGGUUGGGAGGUGGUGGGGGUGGGGAGGUGUUCUGUCUGUUCUGAGAAAUGUGAAUGCAUUUUGGCGAAUCUGAAAAGCAGGCCUGAAAGUACAGAACGUGUUUGAGGAUGGUUUUUUGGCCUCCUGUUCAAUAGAGCUUUGUGCUGCUGAGAUACUUGCUGCCACCUGGUGAGCUGAGCCAGGAAGGCAGCCCAGUUCGCAUUGUCUGCUCACAUUUAGUUCAGUGGCAGACAUAAUGCUGAAUGUUUAAUAGAAGUGAAAAUACUUGAGGGAUUUUUGCAUGGUGGACUUUUUUAUCUGUUACUGUUUUACAAAUACUUUUAUGUACAUGUGUACAAUGAAAGAUUUGCCAUAUAAGAAUGGAUUCUACCAGCUGCUACUGGUUUUGUUAGAGGGGUAAGAAAAAAAGAGCUUUGCUUUUUGUGUGUGAGGCCUAUAUAUGAUAUUCAUUAGUUAAAGCAUUGCUUAGAAAUGUUAGGAAACUCAUUGUUAGCUGCUGGACUUCAUGCUUCCAUUAAAUUUACGGCUGGGGACAGAUUCAGCGUGGUUUUCUAUAAAAACAAAUUCACUACUCAAAGCUGGUUUUCUGUUUUCCUUAAUCCUCUGAAACCAUUGCUGCAUCAUUUGUAUUGUGUGUGUCGCUGUCACUUUCAACUUGGAUUAACGCAUGUUCUGUAGUGUUAGUGUUUGCUUACAGCAAAUUACUGAACAAUGAAAGAACAAUAUAACCCACUUUUUUACAAGGCAGUACUUCAAAAUUAGAUUUGAAAUUGCUUCUCCUUUCUAUUGCUGCCUUAAGCACAAUGCUAACUACCUCCUAAUCAUAACUAAUUUAAGAACUUACAUAGAGAAGGCAUAGUCAUCUUCUGCCAAGGUGCUUAAACUGUACAGUGUGACUUAAACUGAGCACUUGCUGCUUUUUUCAGCGUUAGGAGGGGAAGACAGAAAAUAAUUCUUAUUAGAGAACCUUUUUUUUUUGUUAUCUGCAGUUAGCUCUGUAGUUAAGUUUAGAGAUUUCAAGGAAGUAAUUAUGCAGGAGUUUGUAAGAGGGGAGGUGGUUUUGUCUGGGUAAAACAAACAAACAAACCUAAGGCUUAGGGCUAGUAGACAAGAUAUAUCUUUUAUUAUACAAUAAAGAGUAAUAGGUGCUGUAAAUUAAGGCAAGUGUAAGUGCAAAAAGCUUAAUGAAUCACCAAGAAGGCGUGUUUGAUUAUAUGUUAUUCUUUUACGCACAAGAGUAGUCAGUGUCUGCAUGAAGCAUGUUACAUGUCCUUCGGUUUGUUUUAAAAAAGAAAACAAACAGCCAGGUAACUGUCUUCUAUUGACCAACAAUUGCCAGUAGCAAACGCCUGUAAUCGCCGCUUGUAUCACUUGCUAUCAUUGUAGCCAGAGUCUUCUGAUACAGUUCUGUGAACUUCUGUUUAAUUUGCACCAGAUCAAUCUGUGCAAAGAAGAUAAAAGAAUGUGUGAGACUUAAAUACAAAGUAUAAUUUUAACUCCUAGAUAUAACUGUGCAUCUCCUUCCUCACGCUGAACACAAGUCAAGGGUACAGUGUGCAACUGAUCAGUUCUGUAAUUUGUACAAGCCAACUGGUCCCUCUACAGCUGCUCCCAAAGCAGAGGCUGGCUUGUUCCUUGCUUUGGUAGCAUGAUAGUAUCCUAACUUCAUAGAGUUGAAGUUGAGAUGCUUUUCUGCUACAUGGGCAAACAACCACAGUGAGGAAGGAAGACAAGCAGCAUUGCUAUUUAGCCAGAGACUUAAAUUGUUCUAUGAAACCUGACUUCAAAACUUUGUUCAUUUAAAUCUGAAAUGGAUAGAAGCUUUACUGCAAUGCAUGAUUGCUACAGCUGUGAAAGAAGGACUGCAUAAAAAGGUGGUUAGAGAAGAUAGACCUCACAAGGAGUGGAAAGCUACAGAGGAGAAGGUUUCUUACCUCACUGCGAGUGACUACAAUUCUGAUGAGGGUAGAAUCAUCUGUGCCAGCUCCUUUCAUAGAAUGAUAAAGCCUUUCUGCAAAAAAGGCUGGGCGAUCAAAGGCGCAUUGCACUGCAAUAAGGUAUAUUCUUAGGAUUAGUUCCAGUAUUGUACAGUGAUACUGGCAGGAUCAGUUCAGGAUUUAUGUUGUAGUCAGCUGCAGGUAGCUGUCAAUACAGAUUCUGUUAUUCCGGAUUACAGUAACUGUUUUGCUAAAGAGGGUUUAUUUUGAAGCUGAACAAAUGAGUUCUUACUUCACAAGAAAAGUUGUAGAUAUUACCAGUUAAUUUUUCUGAAAGUGCUUUUUACAGGUGACUGAAACCUUAAUUCUCAAACAGGUUGUUUCCAGUUCUUUUCCUUACAUAGCUGGUACCAGGAUAUGAGCACUUUUAGUGGUGUUCCAUUGCUAGGCCCCCAGUAACAAAAGUACAAAAGUAAAUAGUUUUCAUUCACAAAUAGCUACAGAAUCUGCUAAAUCUGUUAGAUUUUUUUUUACUGUUUUUUUCUUCUAUGUGAUCCUCAGGGAUCAUUUUUUCCUGCAGAACUUCAGUAGAAUAUAGUCUGGGAAGAACUUAUUUAGUAUGAUAGCUUUUAAUCACUAUGGCUGCAGAAAUGCUGUCAGUUUGGUAAACAGUGGUAGAGCUGGUGUGCAGGUACUGGUUUCACUUCAGUAACUCAUACUGAUCCUGUCAGAAGUCAUAACAAAUUUGAAAUGCUUUUCUAUAAGUUGGCAGGGGUUAGUGAAAUCAGAACAGGUCUUCUCUUCUGGUAAUGCUUUCCUCAGAAAUACUGAGCUUUUGAGGGGUAGGUGGUGGCAGAGGAUUGUAGAGUGAACAACGCCUAGAAGUAGCUUCAUGGUGGGUCUGAGAUCACACGUGGGGUGGUUCAGCUAUCUCUGCCUCUGUUAGUGGCACUGGCUUCAUUUUGCAGGGCUCUGAAACACAGAACCACCAGUGCUAAGCAGUGUCCCUUGCUUCUGUGUAGUCACAUGUCUUUCUAGACAAGUAGUUUCUGUGUAACCUUCUCUGGCUUCAAACCCCCAGCUAGAUGUCUGUUUCCUCCAAGUGCAAAGUGAGUAAUCUGAAUAAUUGAAGUUACUUUUGUAGUAAUAGAGUCUCAGAUUGUAUAUUCAUUUGCCAUAUGGCCAGUGCUGAAUUGGAUUCUUCCUCAAUUACUUUUAGUAAAUUACUUUUAGAAAAUUAAAUUCUUAGGGGAUAAGAGUAAGGAAGAAGGUAUCACUUACAAAUAGCCUUCAAGCCACGUUCCACAUUUCCAGAAAAUUCUCGAUCAAUGCUGCUUGCUAAGUCACGAUUAGCAAUCUACAAAUAAAUGAGAUUAACUUGUGGAUCACGAAAUGCAGCAACAUUUGGAACCUUAGUUCAAAAUAUGCUGACCAAACUCAUUUGAAGUCAGUGAAGAAUUCCUACCCUGGAAUACGCCUCAGCUGUUGCUCUCAACUGGGGAAAACUUCUGCUUGCCAGCACCAUAUUAAAGCAAGAUUCAUCCGUCCCGAGUUUUCCUUCACCUGCUUGGUAAAGACGCUGAGCAUCUUCUUGAGCUUUUUGAUAAUCCACGGUUUGAUUCUCAUCCCGGUUACCCUAAAAGCAAGGUUAGCAGAAGUCAAAUGAAGUAGCACAGAGAAGCUGUGCUUUCACUGCUUGGAGUACAGACCCCAAGCGUGUAUCUCCGAAGCUUGAAGUAGGAUGAGUGAUACCAGUGAGAAAUACAUUACAUUGCCUUAAAACUAUUAUUUGGAUUAAUAUUUCUUAGAAAAAAUACAAUUGUGGCCCAAAACUUUGUCAGUAGGGUUUGGUUUAAGCUGUGGAUAUACUGUGUGUGUAUUUGUAUAUAUAUACGUACACACUCAUAUGUUGCUUCACCUAUAAAUACAUUUUCAUGUGGUCUUUUUCAGGAACUGCACUCAAUUCUCUAUUUUAUUUAAUAAUGAAAGCUUUCUCUUGAUUUGUUUCUAGGCUUCAAGUUGCAAUGAAUCUUCCUAAAUGAACUAAUGAAUUACCUUUCUGAAUAUGCACACCUGAAAUAUCUCAGGUCUUCUAUUAUAUUUAGAAUUGCUGAUUUCAACUAUGAAUGUAUCCAGAAAAUACUUACUAUAGUUCUAAUAUGUCAAGUAGGGCUUAUGUGACAUUUUAUGCGCUUUGGGAUUUGCAUUCUUGCUGCACAGUGCAUGAAUGGAUGCUGCUAAAUGUAUUGGCUGAGUAGGCUAAAUACACACUCUUAAAUACUAUUGUGUCUGUAGCUGUUAAUAUAAUAUUUAAAUUAUGUGGUUGUCAGUUACUGUACUGGAUUUAUCAAAAUAAAAAUUAGCAUGAGCUUCAA
This is a messenger RNA of Centrocercus urophasianus (Greater sage-grouse), 6007 nucleotides long. RefSeq names its product protein phosphatase 3 catalytic subunit beta (gene PPP3CB). Gene Ontology annotation, cellular component: calcineurin complex; cytoplasm. Lineage: Eukaryota; Metazoa; Chordata; Aves; Galliformes; Phasianidae. The coding region runs from base 28 to 1392 and encodes 454 amino acids. Gene Ontology annotation, molecular function: calmodulin binding; calmodulin-dependent protein phosphatase activity. The transcript has 14 exons. Gene Ontology annotation, biological process: calcineurin-mediated signaling. The record is from RefSeq and is a predicted model, not a curated record.